AAAAAAGAUAUAAUGAAAUUAUAGACCAGAUUGAGGAUGAAGCAAUACAGAAUCAGGAUGAAGCUUUGGAUAAAUCUCAACUAGGAUUAAUUAACCCACAAAACAGUAAUGAUAAUGAUAGAUUAGAUUUAUUACAAGAACAUAUUCUUACAUGUCUAGAUUUAACUAAAGCUUCACAACAAUUAAUAUUUCCUGAAGAGGAUUUAGAAUUUAAAGAAAUCAAAGAAGAAGAAAAAGAUAAAAAAGGAAAUGCUAUAAAAAUAGCAGAACAAAUAGCA
This is a messenger RNA of Racocetra persica, 278 nucleotides long. The record is from the annotation of a GenBank genome assembly. Lineage: Eukaryota; Fungi; Glomeromycota; Glomeromycetes; Diversisporales; Gigasporaceae.